UCUCAGACACGAAUAAAUUCUCUUCUUUUUCCUUUUUCAGCUUUUUUUCUCUAUUUAUUCAUUUUUUUUUUGUUUUUGUCGCAAAAUCAUUUAAAGCGACAGGUAGGCCAAAAACAAGGAGAGUGUGUGAAGUGAAGUGAAGUGUGAGCCCCAACCACCACACUCAAAGCUGGAAACUUUGUUCUUUCUUCUUCUUCUCCGCUCCGACCAAAGAUGCUUUGUCUCAAAUCCGAAGCCCUCCGUGAAGAUCAGACGUUAGCCUCAUCUUCUUCCUCUUCUCCCAGCAUCGAUCGUACCGCCGCAAAUGCCACUUUUCGUAUCCCCAUCAACUGGGGAAGCUCGAUCCGGAGGUAUUUGAAAAAGACUGGUACUUUCUCAAGGAGAUCUUACUCCUCUGGAGAUGGCUCUUUGUAUUUUCCUGAUCUAGAUGUAAAUAAUGAAAGCAAGAUUCUUGAUCAAACUAGUAGUAGAUUUGAAGGUAAAAGCAGAGUCUGGUACAAAUGUGAGCUUGAACAAGAUAUUAAGAAGCUGCAGCAGCAGUUACAAGAAGAGAUCAAUUUACGCUUCGCUCUUACAAGCGCUGUUGAGCACUCUAGUUCCCCCUUUAUGGAAUCACCUUGUCAACUUCCUGAUAAGGCACAAGAGCUUUUAGACAGUUUAGCAGUACUGGAGAUCACGGUGUCAAAGCUAGAACAAGAAUCAGUUUCCUUGAGAUAUUUACUAAGGCAAGAGAAGAACGAGCGGCGUCUCACUGAGAUCCUACAAAAGAAGAAGUCUCAUUAUUCUGCACCUUCAAAGUUCACUAAUGCACAAAGUUUCCCUAACAAGUUGGUGACAAGGAAAAGAGAGAGUAAACAAGUGGUUUCUGUGGAUGAUGAAGCUUUACAAAUAGACUGAAGAAGAAUAUAAAGAUUGAUGUGAUCGUAGCCUUAGUCAGAUUGUCAAAGAGUCUUGUAGAGUUUAUUCAUCACCCUGGUCCUAGCAUUGCCUUUCAGACUCAACAAGCUGGUCCUGAGCAUCGCUACAUCGAAAUCUUUGAAAGAAUACACAGCUAUUCUACGGCAGCUCUGUUCUAUAUUUGCUUAGAAUCUGGCGAUGUCCGAGAAGUUAAACGUCGAGUAAGGUUAUGCCCGGUAGGAGCAGCAAUGAGAAGCUUAUAUCUACUCUAUCAAAACAUAGAAUGCAUUGUUGUUAUCACUUGGCAAAUCAAUUGAUCAUUUAUUAUGUU
Molecule: messenger RNA, 1228 nt
Organism: Brassica napus (rape)
Lineage: Eukaryota; Viridiplantae; Streptophyta; Magnoliopsida; Brassicales; Brassicaceae
Product: rho GTPase-activating protein 7
Exons: 6
Coding region: 214-897 (227 amino acids)
Source: RefSeq, a predicted model, not a curated record